Messenger RNA from Micromonas commoda, 1125 nucleotides. RefSeq names its product JmjC protein. The record is from RefSeq and is a predicted model, not a curated record. The transcript has a single exon. Gene Ontology annotation, biological process: protein hydroxylation; positive regulation of translational termination; negative regulation of gene expression. Bases 1 to 1122 code for a protein of 373 amino acids. Gene Ontology annotation, cellular component: cytoplasm; nucleus. NCBI's taxonomy places the organism in Eukaryota, Viridiplantae, Chlorophyta, Mamiellophyceae, Mamiellales, Mamiellaceae. Gene Ontology annotation, molecular function: histone H4R3 demethylase activity; sequence-specific DNA binding.
AUGGCGGGCGAGCGGGUUAUCCAAUGGACGGCGGUCCCGUCCUUCCCGAACGCGAUCGCGUGCGAGAAGAAGAGCGUCGCGGACAUCACCCCGGACGCCUUCGAGCGCGACUACGUCCACAGGGCCAUCCCGUGCGUCCUCACGGACGUCACCGCCGAGUGGCCGUGUCGCGCCCGAUGGUCGCUCGACUUCUUCGCGCGAGAGCACGGCGACUUGGAGGUUUCCGUGGACGACGGACGCAAAGAGAAGAUGCGAACGACGAUGCGGGAGUACAUCGAGCGGUUCGAGGAGUUCGCGCGCGACGCGGAGGCAUCCGCGGCGCGGGAUCCCGCGGGAAGACCCGGCGUCCCGGUGCCGUACCUGCGAACGUGGAACUUCGAGGACGACGCUCCCGAGCUGAGCGAAGGAUUCCCGCACGAUUCGCCUUACUUUCGCGACUUUUUCCAGACGCUCAAGCCGACGUGGAGGCCGCCGUUCACCUGGCUGUUCCUCGGUCCGCGGGGCUCCGCCACGCGGCUGCACGUGGACGUCUGGCACACCGACGCCUGGCUCACCAUGAUCCGCGGAUCCAAAAAGUUUGUCAUGUUCCACCCGGCUCACCUGCCGCUGAUACACGACGAGGCCACCGGGACGUACGUCGACCUCCACGCCCCGGACUUGGCCAAGUUCCCGCGCUUCCGCGACGCCACCCCCAUCGAGUUCACGCUGGAGGAAGGGGAGACGGUUUACAUCCCUCGAAAGUGGCCGCACUACGCCGUGGCGCUGGACCACGGAGUCAGUCUGACGGUCAACUUCGCGUCCGCCGCUAACCGCCGGGGCGUGGUGGACCGGUGCGUGGCGUACGCCAACAGGCGGGACGCGUGCGAGCACGUGCUGGGGCGAACGCUGCGGGCGAGCGAUAACGCGAUGAAGUUUUGCGUGCACGGCGGGGAGGUGAACAAGAACCUGGCGGCUUCAAUCUUGGGCGUGGACGCGGACGAGCUGGACCGGCGGAUGAGGGCGCGGCGUUUGGAGCGGUUGAGGGCGGAGGCCGAGGAGGCGGAGAGGGCCGAGGAGGAGGAGGAGGAGGCGGCGGUGGAAGAGGCGGGCGAGUCGGUGGCGGCGCGGGCUGUUCCCGCGUGAUGA